CUGAGUCGCCGCAGGCGCUGCCGUCGCGGCUCCGCUGAAGUUUUCGCCGAGCGCGCCGGACCCGGUCCCCGCCGGUCCCGAGAUGCGCUCAGGAGCCGCCGCGAGCCCAGCCCCGACAGCUGUGUCCCAGGAGUCCCCGUGACCAGGCGUCUUGCACAGGGCUGCCCACAUGCCAGGGGCGUCACCACCAGGGUGGAGAAGCUGCUGAGGGCCAGUAGGAAGCCGUGUGCCCUGCGCUGUGUCCCAUGCAUGUGGUCCAGAGGAGGGAUGUCCCAGCCACGUCUCCUCACCUUCCUGGUGCUGCUGCUCUGCUGCCAGGGUCCCUGUGCCCAGAUCACGGAUAAUGUUGUUGAGAGGUGGAAGGAGUACAGCGAGGAGUGCAAGCGCAACAUGAGCCGCCUGCCUGCACCCACAGAGCUGGUCUGUAACCGCACCUUCGACAAGUUCUCAUGCUGGCCCGAUACGAUGCCCAACAGCACAGCCAGUGUGCCCUGCCCUUGGUUCCUGCCCUGGUACCAGAAAGUGAAGCACAAACACGUCUUCAAGACCUGUGGGCCAGAUGGACAGUGGGUGACAGGGCCACGGGGCCAGUCCCUGCGUGAUGCCACACAGUGUGAGCAGGAUGACGAGGACCUAAAGGCGCAGGAAAAAUUUGCCAAGACCUAUGGCAGCUUCAAGGUGAUGUACACUGUGGGCUACUCUGUGUCCCUGUGUGCACUGUUGCUUGCCCUGGCCCUGCUGCUGGGCUUCAGCAAGCUGCACUGCAUGAGGAACUACAUCCACAUGAACCUCUUUGCCUCCUUCAUCCUGAAGGGCGUCUCUGUGCUGGUCAUCGACGCCCUGCUCAAGACCCACUACAGUGACAAGAUCGACGGCUACAACGUGCAAGUCUGGCUGAGUGACGAGGCAGCCGCAGGCUGUCGGGCAGCCACAGUCUUCAUGCAGUACGGCAUCGUGGCCAACUACUGCUGGCUACUGGUGGAAGGCAUCUACCUGCAUAACCUGCUGGUGGUGGCCGUCUUUUCUGAGAGGAGCUACUUCACCCUCUACCUGUGCAUCGGCUGGGGGGCACCCAUGUUGUUCCUCAUUCCCUGGGUCAUUGUGAAGUUCCUCUAUGAAAACAUACAGUGCUGGUCCACAAACAACAACAUGGGCUUCUGGUGGAUCCUCCGCUUCCCCGUGUUCCUGGCCAUCCUGAUCAACUUCUUCAUUUUCAUCCGCAUCAUUCAGAUCCUUGUUUCCAAGCUUCGUGCACACCAGAUGCGCUACACUGACUACAAGUUCAGGCUGGCCAAGUCCACCCUGACGCUCAUCCCGCUGCUGGGCAUCCAUGAGGUGGUCUUCGCCUUCAUCACAGAUGAGCACGCCCAGGGCACACUGCGCUAUGUCAAGCUCUUCUUCGACCUCUUCCUGAGCUCCUUCCAGGGUUUGCUGGUGGCCAUUCUCUACUGCUUCGUCAACAAGGAGGUGCAGGCAGAGCUGCUGAAGCGAUGGCACCGCUGGAAGCUGGGGAAGGACCUGGCUGAGGAAUACAAGCACACCUACAGCCAUGCACCCAGUGCCCGCAAUGGCGCCGGCAGCACCUGUGAGAAGCACCAGCUGGUGAGUGGCUGCACAAAUGGGCUGGGGCGCAGCCUGGCCCCCCAGCCCAGCUCCCAGCGCCUGGAGAGGAGUGGGCACAGCACUGCUGAGCACCUCGCCCUGGCGGGCCAUCACCACUGCUAUGAGUUUCCUGAGACCACGGCCGAGAGCCACUUCUGAGCCCGCAGCCAGGUGGGAGGGCUGUGCUGAGCCUCUGGGAUGCCACCAUUGCCUGCCCCAUCCUCCCCAGGUGCUGGUGGGCCCUGGAACCUGUUGCCCUGGUGAGGGUGCUGCCUGGGCACAUGGACAAUGGACACAGUGAGGCAGGCAAAUGGGACCUGGACCUCUGGAAGGGGAAACUGUGGGGCCAAGGGGACCUGUAGGGGUGGGAGUUUGUCCUGUGGUGCUUCGCUUGUGCACCUUCGAGUCCCUGUGCACAGUGCUGUAAUUUAUCUGUCAUAUCUGUAAAUAGAUGUGGGCCCGUGCUGGGCUGCAGGGCCA
This is a messenger RNA of Lonchura striata (white-rumped munia), 2082 nucleotides long. The record is from RefSeq and is a predicted model, not a curated record. Lineage: Eukaryota; Metazoa; Chordata; Aves; Passeriformes; Estrildidae.